This is a messenger RNA of Theobroma umbraticum, 2445 nucleotides long. Its product is annotated as F-box protein At3g07870-like. Gene Ontology annotation, molecular function: protein binding. The record is from RefSeq and is a predicted model, not a curated record. NCBI's taxonomy places the organism in Eukaryota, Viridiplantae, Streptophyta, Magnoliopsida, Malvales, Malvaceae.
AGCCUGUAUCAUCUCAGCCGCGGUUGUGCCAUGGGAAUGGGUGGAACACUGAUGGGAACUGAUUGCCAGGAAGAACAGUGAUUUUUUUUUUCUUGUUCAGAACAAAGGGGCUAGACAGCCCGACCAAAUUACCAGGUGGAAAGACAAUCACUAGAGAUUAGCACAGGCAUGUCCACGGGGGCUAGCAUUUCACAAGCAUCGAAAAAGGGUGUUAGUCCCAAUUCAUCACAUCAACCUUGCUUUGAAUGUAGUUAUCAGAAUCUCUGGUUUUGGCUAAAGGACUAAAAUGAGAGCAAACUUGCAAAUGCGGGGUCAAGUUUUUUCUGUUCCUUAGAAAAGUGUUGUAGCUUCAGCAAUGGAGUAAAGAAAUUAGAUGUAUGCCAUCAUCAAUGGUAAUAGACCGACCACAGUACUACACCAAUGCAAGUCUGCAAGUUAACAUCAAGACCAGUGGACAAGACAGUUUUGUGGUGCUCAAAGCAACUCUGCAAUAAUACUCUGGGGUCAAUGGCAGUAUAACUAGUAAUCCCCUGCUUGCAACGGAUUAAAUAUUUCAGGGAAAAAGAAACAAAGAUUGAACAAACAGCGGCAAAAAUACCUGCCAAAAUCCUCAAUUAGGGUUGGCUUGCUUUCCCAAUUAUAAAAAUGAAGCCUUUACCAUUUAAAUCACAAGUUUUCUACUUUAUAAAGUCUUAAAUUUCAGAGUUUUCAAACCCGUUUCAAGUCAGAGAACAAAAAAAUGAGGGGCAGAAAGAAAGCAGCGACCAAUCCAUCAAGCAGCAGCAAAGGCGAAGGAGGAGUUGUAGGACAUGAACCAACCGCCAAUCCUUGCAAACUCUUUCAACUCCCACGCCGUACAAUCUUUGACAUUUUCUCAAGGCUUCCCAUCAACACCCUUUUCCAUUGCAGGUGCGUUUGCAAGAGAUUCCUCUGUUUCAUUUCUGAUCCUGAAUUUGCAAGGCUCCACCUUUCAAGAUCACCCCUUUGCAUUUUAAUCAAAACCAUGCCACUCCAAAAUGCUUCGAAGAGGCUCCAGUUAGCCCAAGUUGAAGCCGAUGGUGCAAAUUGCCACGUCAUGAAAAUGAACUUUACUCCCAAAUCAAACGUACCCACUUGCGAUAUUUCUCAUAUGAAUGCAUGCAAUGGUUUGCUUUGUUUAGUUGGAACUGAAAAAGAUUCUUCCUUUUAUGUUUGUAACCCAAUUUUGGGUGAAUUUAUCACCAUUCAACCACCUUAUAAGGGUAGGCAUAGAGGUACUUUCUGGGGACUUGGUUAUUCAGCUGUGACUAAUGAAUACAAAGUUUUGCAAAGCUAUUAUCCGGCAGUCGAAUCCGCUGAACGUUAUGUAAUGGCUGAGAUAUACACCAUUGGGACUGGUUCAUGGAGAAGCAUUGGAAAUGCACCAACCGACACUGUUGCUUUGCCGUUCAAUGCUUUUUUGAAUGGAGCUCUUCACUGGUUUCCCUGUACUCCUAAUGGUAGUGAAUUUAUACAUUCUUUUGACUUUGAUACUGAGCAGUUUGGGACACUUCCCCCACCUGAUCAUUUCCGUGAAGAGGAUAAGAAAUUUACAAAUUACGCCAGGAUUGGAGUGCUAGGAGGUUGUCUGUUUAUAAUUUACUUCACAAAUUCGAUACGAUUUGACAUUUGGGUUAUGAAGGAGUAUGGUGUCAAGGAGUCUUGGACCAAACAGUUUGUUAUUGAAAAUUUGUACCCAAAGCAAGGCAGCUGGGACUUCUAUGAACCAAUGGUUGUUUUGAACAAUGGAGAAAUCUUGAUGUUGUACAAUAAUGAUGCAGUAGUUUGUUACAAUCAGAAGAGGAGAAAUCUUCGAGGAACUAAAUUUUUCCGGACUCGCUCACAGUUUGAUGCAAUUGCUUACAUCCCUUGCUUUAUUUCUCUUUACAAUGUUGCAAAAGGAGAGCAAAUUUCAAGGAUCCAAGGCACCAGAGAAUACAACAAGCUCUGUACAGCAGAAUUCCGAGAUUGUGCUGGCUGUGGAGCACCAGUCAUUAACCCUGGCUAUAGUUUUCCAGCUUUUGGUGUUCCCUGUGGAGUUGUAAAUUACCCUGAAGAUUUAUAUGCAAGAAACUCGGGGAUCAUAUGUACAGCCUGUAACAAACACCAAGCUGCUCCUUUGAAAUCUUUUCUGACCCUAUGGAGUCUAUGAAGAGGAAAAUGGUAAUUGAUAAAUGAGGGGCCAUUUUGACUAUGGUAUCAACUAAGUCCAUUGGAAUUUUUAUUAUGAGUUCUGGCAUUGAACUUUAUGCCCAAUUUGCGAUGUAUUACUAAAUCAGCUGUUACUGCUGUUGGUGCUUGUAAAUAUUGAGACAUCUUCCUGUUGAAGGAGGGAAAGAUUAGUAUGCUAAUAGAAGAGUAGAUAUGCUUCUAAAUAAAUAGAGAACUGCCCUGUUUUCGGUCCUUGAAGUAUAUUUUCAGUCCUCU